Messenger RNA from Umbelopsis ramanniana AG, 824 nucleotides. RefSeq lists its product as uncharacterized. Bases 54 to 740 code for a protein of 228 amino acids. The transcript has 4 exons. Lineage: Eukaryota; Fungi; Mucoromycota; Umbelopsidomycetes; Umbelopsidales; Umbelopsidaceae. The record is from RefSeq and is a predicted model, not a curated record.
AUGUCAUAUGAGAGUUUCUGCUCUUUGGAAUCACAUUUUGAAGACACUGUUGCAUGCAGACUACCACUUGGGUUAUUCCUUCCGUCAAUAAAAAUACAACCCGCUUUACUCCAUCCGUAGCUAAAGGUCGCCGCCAUUCCGCUCCAGCCGCUAGAGCAAAGCUUUCCAACACCAAUAACGAUUUGAGUACGAAGAAGGGGAAGAAAGGCAAUGAAAGAAAACAAGAAUUGGAGACUAUGAGUGAGCCUGAAUUUGAUUCACCCAAGGUUGCUCAGGCGUCCAAUGUUGGCAAUGGCAGCCUAUCAUUUCCCAAACCGAUACUCAAGCGCACGGUUCAGGGGCAGCCAUCUGCACAACCGCAUUCGAGAAAGGUUCGAUUUCCGUCUCCCGAUAUUGAGGUGGUUAUAGCCAAGCAGAAGGCAAGACGAAAAACAGGCAAGUAUCAGGCGCAACCAUUUGGAUGGAUGGCUAAGCGACCAAGACGCAAAGCAAGACAAGUAGACAUUGAUCGUCUACUAGAAGAGGACAGCACAGAGGAGCUCUGGGAGGAUAUGGCAGGCGAACGACCAGAGGAUGGCCAGAGUGAGACGAAGGCAGCUGGUGAAGAAGCGGUCAUAUUGACAGAAAACCCGUUUGCUCCGCAGGUCAGAAUGAUAAACGGGCGGUUUGUCCUUGACACUAGCUCUACUUUUCGAACCUCCAUAGACUCUGAAAGCACUAUGGAGAUUGUUGAUGAAUAAUCCCUUUCAUGCUAUAUACAUAAGUUCUACCCGUAUAAUUUCGUUUAUCCCACUAUAUAAAUUUGUUGUAUUCCCAUUUCCCCG